AGAAAGGCUUGGGUUUGCCAGCACGGUGUGCUGACCGACAAGGUAUUCCUCUUAAGCGGGUCACAUGUGCUCUUGGCGUGACGACGACCCGUCUGGCCUCAGCAGCUUCUUGCAGUUCUCUAGCCUUGGCCACGAGGAGACUCGAUGCGGUGGUACUCCUUCGCUGUGUUCACGGCUUGCGCCAGCGGCACGCACGCCUCGAACUUGAUCUUUAUCCCUGCACCAGCAAGUAUUGCCGCUUGGUCACCAUAUGGCCGACUCUACGGCCGACGGUGGCAUACGCGCCCGCUGUCGGCCGACAGGCGCACGGACCGGCCGCAUGACAGACUCGUUUGGAACCUAGGCGUCGGACCGAGGAGAUCGUAUAAAGGCUGCGUUCGUAGAAGCAGGCUGAAGUCAGUGUAUCACGAUGGCGCAGCAGGGCUGGCAAAAGGUGACAAUAGCCAGCGCUCCCAAAGCCAAGAUCAAUGCGUUCCUCUCUGCCGCAGAAGAGGAGGCCGAUGCGCUCGUCGUCUUUCUCAACGGGUUGAUGUUGCCUGCCAGGGGCUGGCAGGCCGUCCUUGACGGUGUGACAGAUCGCGAGCGCUUCUCCACUCGGCGCCUUCACGCUCUGGCCUACGACCGCUUCGGCCAGGGCGAGUCAGACCCGGACCCAGAGGGAGGCCACACUGCAGACGUCGUCGUGCGCCAGCUCCGUGAGCUCCUUGAACAGGUCGCCCUGCCGGCCUUCUUUCCCGGCCGCUCGAGCAUUGAUGAAUGUCCGAUAAUCCUCGUCAGCAACUCCAUCGGGGGCGCCACAACGAGGCUGUACGCGGCUGCAUACCCACUUGCCAGGAUUGAGGCGGUGUUAUUCCUCGACAGCAUCAUCGCUUCGACCGACUUUGUCUCCAUCUUCAGCCCCGCCGUCGAGCCAGAGGAAGAGAGGGAAGACUUAGCCAAGGCGCGCGAGGUGGUCCAAAGGAUUUUCCACCCCAGCGUGCCCAACGCCGAAAAAUUCGACCGAACCACGCUUGCAGGCCUCUUGCCGCUCGACGACGGCCCGCCGUUGCCCUCGAAGCCGUUUGUGACGGUCGUCGGCCACGACUUUGAUGUUUUUGCGCGAGAUUCCGAAGAGAAACUUGGAACUCCGGUAGCAAUCACGGACAAGUACAUGAACAGGCGCUGGAACGAGUACAACGUCGGUCUUACGAAGCUCACGACGCCCGAUCGAGCCCGGGGACCCAUCAUCGCCCAGGGCGCAGACCACUUCAUUCAACGCGCACGGCCAGAUCUCGUCGUCGACGAGCUCGCCAAGCUGUGUGCGCGCAUCACUAGCCUCGCCUAGCCAUAGCUUAUGCUGAGGCCCCGUUGCUUGACAAAGUCGUGCCAGUCGACAGUGUGCCCUGUCUCGUCUGUGGUCUUCCAAAGCUCCCGGAUGGCCUCUACGUUGUUGCGCGUCAUGCGGCUGCCGAGAAGAAUUGAAUCAGUGUCUGUCCCA
Messenger RNA from Acaromyces ingoldii, 1477 nucleotides. Its product is annotated as alpha/beta-hydrolase. The record is from RefSeq and is a predicted model, not a curated record. The transcript has 4 exons. Lineage: Eukaryota; Fungi; Basidiomycota; Exobasidiomycetes; Exobasidiales; Cryptobasidiaceae. Bases 410 to 1324 code for a protein of 304 amino acids.